Molecule: messenger RNA, 741 nt
Organism: Schistocerca serialis cubense
Lineage: Eukaryota; Metazoa; Arthropoda; Insecta; Orthoptera; Acrididae
Exons: 3
Coding region: 169-606 (145 amino acids)
Source: RefSeq, a predicted model, not a curated record
GACUACUGGAAGAAGUAGCGAUGUAAAUGACUACUUCGUGUGGAGCGUUUAAAUUUUAUGUCAUUUGUGGGAUAAAAUGCGAAAUUUGCGUUACACGUUUAUGAAAACGCAUUUGGAGAUCAUUCUCACAGACGAAACUACCUUAAGUGAUUUUUCAGUUAUGGUUAAAUGGAAAACACUGACAGUAUAGGUGAACGGUUAACAGAUGGAGAAGAUAGUGACUCUGAAGUGGAUGACUCGAAUAACAUGAUGGAAGACAGCUCUUCAGAUGAAAUGAACUCAGAACACAGGAAGACAGUAGAGACAAAGUCUGAUUUGUGUGACUCCCCCGUUUCAAAAGCAAGUAAUCAUCACAUUCCAAAGAAGAAAUCAGGUGUCAGCUGUUCCAGCAAAGGAAUUAGUAAAAAAUCUCACUGUAAGCCUUCGACUUCUUCAGCAGCUACAAAAGUGCUUCUGGCUGAAGAACUAACAGAAGAACAAGUGAAGGACAAAAAACUUUUAAAAGAAAAGUAUAAAAAUUCUAAAUUCCAAGAGAAACUUCUACUAAUGGAAUUAAAAAAUAUGGAAAGAAAGAUCGAAAUGUUCAAAAAGUCUCAAAAACUUUGAUUCAGGUGUUUCUGGAAGUGUAUUUCUGAUUUUCUAAGUUAUUGCUUUAGUUUCAUAAAACAAGAAAACCAUUUUUUAUUUCUCAUUAAUCUAAUACCAUUACUUGUAAAUAAAAGCAUAUUGUUUAAAACAUCA